This is a messenger RNA of Ilex paraguariensis (yerba mate), 4135 nucleotides long. The record is from the annotation of a GenBank genome assembly. NCBI's taxonomy places the organism in Eukaryota, Viridiplantae, Streptophyta, Magnoliopsida, Aquifoliales, Aquifoliaceae.
GCUGACGAACUGUCGUCAAUGGCUGCAGCGACGACCCAAGAAGAAGAAGAACCCUCCUCUUCCAAUUCCCGCUAUACUUAUCACGUGUUCUUGAGUUUCAGAGGCAAAAACACCCGAAAGACCUUUACCGAUCACCUCUAUACAGCUCUGGUAAGUUCAGGAAUUCGAACUUUCAGAGACGAUGACGAACUGGAGAGAGGAGAAGAUAUCAAGUCAGUUUUACAAAAAUCCAUUCAAGAAUCAAGAAUGUCGAUAAUCGUCUUCUCGAAAGACUAUUCUUCUUCAAGAUGGUGCCUUGAUGAACUUGUGAUGAUUCUCCAGUGUAAGAGGGUGUUUGGGCAUAUGAUUCUACCUGUCUUCUACGAUGUGGAUCCGUCGGAAGUCAAGAAACAGAGCGGGAGUUUUGCAGAAGCAUUCGAUCGAGACGAGGAGGGAUUUGAGGCCGAGAAAGAUCUUCGGAGGAAGAAGGAAUGGAUGGAGAAGGUGGAAGAGUGGAAGGCUGCUCUUAGUGAAGUUAGCGAUCUAGAAGAUCGGAUGGUCUUGCAAAAUCAACCUGAUGGGCUCGAGGCGAAAUUUAUUCGAGAAAUUGUUAAAGUGGUUGGGAGAAAGCUGAAUCGCAUUAUUUUGAGAGUUGCCCCCUAUCCAAUAGGUAUCGAUUCUCGAGUUGAAGGUAUUAAUUUGUGGUUGCAAGAUGGGUCAACCAAUGUUGGCAUAUUGGCAAUUUAUGGGAUAGGUGGAAUAGGGAAGAGUACAAUUGCCAAAUCUGUUUACAACCUAAAUUUUGACAAAUUUGAUGGCAGCAGCUUUCUUGCAAAUAUAAGAGAAGCUUCAGGACAACCGAAUGGUUUGAUUCGUUUACAAAGACAACUUAUUUCGGAUAUUUUGAAGAAGAAAAUAAAAAAAAUAUACAAUAUUGAUGAAGGUAUUAUGAAGAUUAAAGAAGCUGUAUCUUGCAAAAGAAUUCUCCUUGUUCUUGAUGAUGUGGAUGAUUUGGAUCAAUUAAAUGCAGUACUUGGUAUGCGAGGGUGGUUUUACCCCAGAAGUAAAAUCAUUAUAACAACUAGACAUGAGCAAUUGUUAAAGGCUCAUGAGGUAUUUCGGAUGGAUAAGGUUAAGGCAUUAGAUGCUAAGGAAUCACUCCAACUUUUCAGUUGGCAUUGCUUUGGACAAGACCAUCCUAGUGAAGAUUACACGGAUCUCUCAAGAAAUGUUGUGUACCAUUGCCAAGGAAAUCCUUUAGCUCUUCAAGUUUUGGGUUCUUCUCUAUCCGGAAGAAAUUUAGUCAUAUGGGAAAGUGCAUUAAUGAAAUUGAAAGCAAUCCCUGAUCAUCAAAUCUUAAAAAUACUCAGAAUAAGCUAUGAUUCCUUGCCAGAUAAUCAUGACAAGAACGUGUUUCUUGACAUUGCUUGUUUCUUUGUUGGAAAGGACAAAGAUUACGUGGUAAUGAUACUAGAUUGUGACUUCUUUCCAAUUGUUGGGAUUCAAAAUCUUAUGGACAGAUGUCUCUUAACAAUUGACAAUAAAAACAAGCUUAGGAUGCAUCAAUUGCUUCAAGACAUGGGAAGAGAAAUUAUUCGUCAAGAGUCACCUCAAAAGCCUGGGAAACGUAGUAGAGUUUGGCAUCACAAAGAUUCCUUCAAUUUGUUGAAAGAAAAGACAGGUACAGAAACAAUCAAAGGCCUUACUCUUGACGUGCGAAUGUCAAAGGAAGUUAGAUAUACUGGAACACUUUUUAAUGUUAAAGUUGCGAAACGGCGAUCCUCUGAAGAAACUGUUGAUAAAUUGCUGCUAGCAGACCCAGGCUAUUCAGAAAAGCGACGUCGCCUCAACUUUUCCAAGCACUCAAUAAAUGCAAAUUCAAAAUCUUCAAGUGAUGAAGAUUUGGAAACUGAUGCAUUUACAGGGAUGCCAAAAUUAAGAAUAGUCCAGUUGAGUUAUGUACAACUUACUGGCUGCUAUGAGAAUUUUCCAAAAAAAUUAAGAUUGCUGUAUUGGCGUGGAUUCCCUUUAAAGUCUAUACCUAAUGAUUUUCCUCUGGAGAGCCUGGUUGCUCUUGACAUGCGUAACAGCAGCCUACGACAAGUUUGGAAUGGAACCAAGGUUCUUGGAUUAUUAAAAAUCCUUAAUCUCAGUCAUUCCCAUGGUCUUAGCAGAAGCCCCGACUUCUCAGGACUCCCGAAUCUCAAUAUAUUGGUUCUUAAAGAUUGCAUAAGAUUGGUUGAUGUUCAUGAAUCCGUUGGGAACCUAAAGAGACUAGUGUCUUUGAAUUUAACAGGUUGCAAAAAUCUUCGGCAGCUUCCAAAAGAAAUUGGUAGACUCAAAUCCCUAGAAAAACUCAAUAUUUCUGGUUGCUCAAAGCUUACCAAGUUGCCUAUGGAAUUGGUGGAGAUGGAAUCCUUGACAAUGUUUCAUGCAGAUGGAAUUGCUAUAGGUCAAUUAGUCUUUCCCAGCAGUGAGGUGAAAUCAUGGUGUGCAGACUUCUGGUAUUGGGUAUCAAAAGCUAGAAAAUGGCCACAAUCCUUCAAUUUUUCAUUGGCUUCUUUAUCGCGAUCCUUAGUAAGCUUAAGUCUUGCAAACUGCAAUUUAUCAGAUGAUUCUAUUCCAAUUAAUAUUAGUAGCCUGUCCUUGUUGCAAUACUUGAAUUUAAGUGAAAACCCAAUAUGUAGCCUACCAGAGAGCAUCAAAGAUCUUCUUAUGCUCAAGGAACUUUGGUUAGAUUCAUGCACAAGCCUCCAAUCACUUCCAGAGCUUCCAUUGAGUUUAGUUGAAUUGAAGGUUAUAGAUUGCACAUCAUUGGAAAGAAUAACAAAUCUACCAAACCUGUUGAAAUCCUUGUUUUUGGACAUAUUUGGCUGCAAAAAACUAGUUGAGGUUCAGGGAUUGUUCAAGUUAGAACCCUUAGGAAACUUUCAUUCAGAAUUUAUCAAAAAUUUAGGCUUCCUCAACUUGGACUCCAUUGGAAACACUGAAGUCGAAUUGUACAAUAAGCUGACAGAAACAAGAAAGACAGGUCCAGUGCAGGUACUUUCUCUCUGUCUCUCUCUCUCCCUCUCUCCCACAUAAGUAAUAAGAGUUCUACAUUAUGAUUUACAUUGGCACAGGGACUAUACGAAAUUGGUAUAUUCACCACUUAUCUUCCUGGGAGUGAGGUUCCAGGUUGGUUCAAUGAUAAAAGUACAGAAAGUUCGAUGUCUUUCAAUGUGCCUUCGCAUCCUAAUACGAGGGUCCGGGGCUUGAACAUUUGCAUUGUUUAUGCACGUUCUGCUAAUAGAAGAUAUCGGUAUUGGGGUGAGGGCAAAUUUGGGAGUUGGUAUGCAUAUUAUGUCAAAGUUUAUAACAGGACCAAGGGCUUGAAGUUGGUUUAUAGCCCAACGUUCAUUGGCAUUCCGGGACCAGACGAAGAUAUGAGAUCAUUAAGCCAUUGGAAGCUUGGGAAUCAUCUGGAAGUUGGCGAUGAAGUUAGUGUCUCUGUGGUUGGGUGGAGUUAUACUUUUCUGAUGAAGGAGCUUGGAAUCAGCCUUGUGUAUGACGAGCGAGAAGGAGAAAAGCUUAUUGGAGGAAACAGUGAAGAAAACAAACAAAUAAUACGUCAUGACCCAAACUAUAAUUUCCAUCACAGUUCCAUUGAUCGUGACUUCUCGGCAUAUCAUUUCAGGGCUCAGGAGUACUUCCUUUCCAAUCCUAAUUAUUUAAUGCUGAGAGCUGGCUCAAGUGAUGCUCUUCAGAGGAGGGCAGUUCUGUAUGAGCACUUAUUUGAGGACUCUGUAAGAACGACAGGUUCCACACAAGAAGAAGGAGGAGGAGAAGAUGAUGAAAGCAGCUCUGAUUUUCCUGAAACCAGCUAUGAGGAGGUGGAAGAAGAGGUAGAGGAGCUUCUUGCAGCCUCAGCCUCAGAAUGGUGGCAUUAGAGGAAGUAGUCAUUAGGGCAGUGGUGGUUGCAAGAAAGGUGUUCAUGGUCUCAAUAUAUCUUACGCUCCCCCUCUCGCCCUCUAUCCUAACGAACUGCCUGGUAACACAUGGUUUAUGGGUUGGAAAACAACACCUGAAUUAUUUUUAUUUCUUAUUACAACACAGUGGAAAAUUUAGUUGAUGGACUCGUAACAUUUCAGACAUAUAUCGCAUAUGAAAUUAAUGU